AUGGACAAUUUCUCUGCAGGCACGCGCGGUGCGGCAUCUGCUGAGUAUUUCCUGGAGGCGGGCUAUGCGGUAAUUUUUCUUUCGCGCCAGUUUAGCCAAUUCCCUUACACGCGGCGGUACAGUCACACGACGAACCCCUUUUUUGACAUUUUGCAAGAGUCUAAACCCUGUUCUAGCGAUAUAAAGGUCCUGCACGAUCACGCUCCGAUGCUGCAGCCAGUGCUUCACGCUUACCACCAAGCGCUGCGCUCGGGCCUCUUGCUCCCAAUUUCGUUUGUGACCGUCGUAGAGUACCUCUUCUUCUUGCAGAUGAUCAGCAAAGAAUUGGCGGUGCUGGGCCCACAUGCAAUGCUUUACCUUGCUGCGGCCGUGAGCGACUUUUUCAUUCCGCGCGACCGCAUGGCAAUGCACAAAAUCCAGUCGAACAACGAGGCGCUGCAUGUGACGCUCGACCCAGUCCCGAAAGUACUCUCGGUCCUCGUGCAAGAUUGGGCACCCCAGGCAUUCGUAGUGAGCUUCAAGCUGGAGACGGACCCCGCGCUGCUCGUGCCAAAGGCGGAAAAAUCGCUGCAGCGCUACGGUCACCAGCUCGUGAUUGCCAACGAUUUACACAAGCGCAAGAUAGAGGUGCUGCUGAUCGAAUCCACUGUUCGCACUGCGUCGCAAGAUGGCUCGCCCCCAUUCCGACACACAUGGGUGCGCAUUCCCGCGGAAGAGAGCGGUGCUGAGCACAGGGAUGCGGCGCACUCUGCCGAGCCUGGGCAUGAAAUCGAGCACGACAUUGUCGCUGCACUGAACCGCAUGCAAAACACGUGGAUUGAGUGCACGGCUACUCAAUAA
Messenger RNA from Malassezia vespertilionis, 840 nucleotides. It is a transcript of the gene CAB2, whose product is annotated as phosphopantothenate--cysteine ligase (ATP). NCBI's taxonomy places the organism in Eukaryota, Fungi, Basidiomycota, Malasseziomycetes, Malasseziales, Malasseziaceae. The record is from RefSeq and is a predicted model, not a curated record. Gene Ontology annotation, biological process: coenzyme A biosynthetic process. Gene Ontology annotation, cellular component: cytoplasm; nucleus. The transcript has a single exon. The coding region runs from base 1 to 840 and encodes 279 amino acids. Gene Ontology annotation, molecular function: phosphopantothenate--cysteine ligase activity.